AUGCGGGCAAUUCGUGCUGUCGCCAAGUCGCUCCUUGGCGGGCGACGUGGCGAUGAUACCGUCGAUGACAGUCUCUACAAUGAUUCGGUGAUUCACAACACCGACCGGACCGUUCACUCGUUUCGGGUUUAUCUUUAUAAUGGCCGAAAAAAGAAUGAGAUGGUUCACGCUUGGUUGCGAGUUUCCAGUACUACUAUUACUUUAGAACUUGGAAAGAAUGAGAAUCUCGUGUGGCCUCUUCCAUUAAUUCGAAGAUAUGGGUACACAUCUGCCGGCAUAUUUUUCUUUGAGAGUGGAAGACGUUGUGAAUCAGGUGAAGGUACCUUCACUUUUCAAAGCAAGAAAGCAGAUGAGAUUUUCCAGGUUAUUCAACUUUUAAUAGAAGAAUAUGCGAACACGUCAAUCGAAAAGAAGCAAGCUGAGAACGCGUUUCGAUAUCAACGACAACAGUCUGUUCCGGUGAGCUCAAGAAGACUUUCGUCGGCCAGUAAUUCUUCAUUGUUCGGAACGAAAAAUUCGCCCUUGCAUCAUCCCAGAGAUCGUAACUCCAACAGCUCGCUUGUCUCGGGAUUCUCGAUCAGGACGAAUGGAUCUCAUACAGUCAGACCGAUGCCGACGUCAGUUCAGCGAUUUCGCAGUGAAGGUAUGGGCUCAGAUGUCUUGACGUUGAACUCGGCGAACACAUCGUUGAACGACAGUAUCGGAUAUCAUUCGUAUCAUCGGGCCUCGUAUGAUUCACGAACACGGACACUCAAUGGUUUCCCGCAUCAAAGGCCAAGAAGUGUUACGGAUACUAGUGAUUUUGAAGACAGUUCGUUUAACAUUCCCCAUCCACGUGACAGUUUUCACGCAAUGCGGAAUUCGUCGAUUCUCGGCAAUAUUGUAACUGAGCGACGAAAUCCUACUACAUUUUCCUCAGCUUCCGACAUUUCGAAUGGUGUACUUCCACCAUAUAUAAAUGUAUCGACGAAAGAGGUCCCGAAUAGUGUAUCGAGCGGCAAUCACGUAUACUAUAGUGCAAAUAGUUCGAUGACUGCGGCGACUGCUUCUGAAGUGUCGGCUGCCCUUAAUAGUAUGAGCUCAGCAGUCGGCGCAGGCACGCCACCAAGUCAGAAACGCGACGUUUUAACGAGAAAUUCGCCACCAAAAAAUGUAAAUAGAACUCGAAGCUCCCCUCCUUCUCCACCACCACCGCCACCACCACCAACACGACAGCACAAGAUGUUCGCCGUUGUUUCGACGAGUCCGUCGAAAUCAGUUGGUUCCGAAAAAGCGAAAAACGCGUUUAUGACUUGUGAUCCGCGAGUACCCUCCGUUGUCGAUGAUCCGAGACUCGCUGCGGUCAACGUCAAAAAGGACGGAAACUAUGUCAAUCUGGAAGACAUUGAAGAAAAUCAAAUUCUGCGCGGUGUCGAUCAUGAAACGCUCACUUCGCUGCAUAACACAUGCGCGAUGACCGCUGCUGCAUCCGAUACACAAUCGCGACGGUCGCUGUCGGGAAGGUCACAAACGUCGUCGCCGGUUGUCAGGAACUAUGCUCAAGUGGUACCGGUGCUUUCGGAAGGUGAAGACGGUCGAACAAGCAGAUGCUCCUCGGUCGGCAGAUUCUUCGACGUCAACUACGCGCAGCUCGACGUCGAUCGCACGAACGCGCUUCAAGGAACGCUGCGGAAGGCGAGCUCAGAAAAAUAA
Molecule: messenger RNA, 1692 nt
Organism: Caenorhabditis bovis
Lineage: Eukaryota; Metazoa; Nematoda; Chromadorea; Rhabditida; Rhabditidae
Source: the annotation of a GenBank genome assembly